GGGUUUGGGGUCGUGCCCCGGGUGUGCGCGUGCGGGGCCGUGUGCUGGGUGGCUCACCUGGCAGCGUGGGUGAGCGGCGCGUUGGCGGCGGCGGCAGCCAGAGCGGGCAGCAGGUGCACUUGAAGAAUGGAUGAUGAUGAUUUUGGUGGUUUUGAGGCUGCAGAGAUUUUUGAUGGUGGAAAUGGUGAAACGCAAACUACGUCUCCUGCCAUUCCUUGGGCUGCCUUUCCUACAGUAUCUGGAGUCCAUCUUUCUCCAGCUUCUCCUGAGAUUAUACUGGACCAUGACCAUGCUACUUCAGUUGGCUGCCUCUCUUCCGAGCCCAUCAUUUCAUCACCAGAGAACGCACACACAGACAACAGCAUUGUCAGUCAAACCGUUCCUAAAGCACAGAUUCAGCAAUCAACACACACUCAUCUGGAUAUCUCACUUUUUCCAUUGGGUUUAAAUGAUGAGAAAAGUAAUGGAACAAUUGCUCUUGUGGAUGAUUCUGAGGAUCCUGGAGCCAAUGUAUCAAACAUACAGCUUCAGCAAAAAAUUUCAAGUCUGGAGAUUAAACUCAAAGUUUCUGAAGAAGAAAAACAGAGAAUCAAAAAGGAUGUGGAAUCAUUGAUGGAAAAGCAUAGUGUCUUAGAAAAAGAUUUUCUUAAAGAAAAAGAGCAAGAGGCCAUUUCGUUUCAAGAUAGAUACAAAGAACUUCAGGAAAAACACAAACAAGAAUUGGAAGACAUGAGGAAAGCUGGUCAUGAAGCUCUCAGCAUUAUUGUGGAUGAAUAUAAGGCACUGCUGCAGUCUUCAGUUAAGCAACAAGUAGAAGCUAUUGAAAAACAGUACAUUUCUGCAAUUGAGAAACAAGCACACAAGUGUGAAGAGUUGUUGAAUACUCAGCAUCAGAGGCUCCUUGAAAUGCUAGAUACAGAGAAGGAACUGCUGAAAGAAAAAAUAAAGGAAGCUUUGAUUCAGCAGUCUCAAGAACAGAAGGAAAUACUGGAAAAAUGUUUGGAGGAAGAAAGGCAAAGAAAUAAAGAGGCAUUAGUAUCUGCUGCAAAGCUUGAGAAAGAAGCAGUGAAGGAUGCAGUUUUAAAAGCCAUAGAAGAAGAAAGAAAAAAUUUGGAAAAAGCUCAUGCUGAAGAAAGGGAGUUAUGGAAGACUGAGCAUGCAAAAGAUCAAGAAAAAGUAUCUCAGGCAAUUCAAAAAGCUAUACAAGAACAAAGAAAAAUAAGUCAGGAAACUGUUAGGGCAGCAAUAAUAGAAGAGCAAAAGCGAAGUGAAAAGGCUGUGGAAGAGGCAGUGAAGAGAACAAGAGACGAAUUGAUAGAGUAUGUGAAAGAACAGAAAAGAGCACCAGAAUGGAAGCUCUGUGAAUUUAGGGACGCUGCAGCCCACUCCCUGAUCAACAGUUGACAUGUAAUGAAUACUCAGUGAACAUUGAAUGAAUGAAUGAAUGAAUGAAUACACUACUAGCAGGCAACCCUGCUCUUCAAAAGCUGAUUUGAUUGUAUACAACCUACCCUCGGAAUUUUGACGUGUAAUAAAAGUACAGAAGUUGUUUCGUUUUGUUUUCCGGUUUCCCAUGAGUCACUUCUUCUCGGCCUUUCAGUGAGACAGACACCUUUGCAAGUUCAGUUUCCUGUCUGUUAAUGGGAACAGAAACACACCUGAGGAUCAUCUGCAACCUCGCGCGUGGCACUUGAACUUUUCCUAGUAAAGACUACUAUAGAGGCCAGUGUAAGUGGCAUUAUCACUGUCGUCUCACUGCUGUUGCUGUUUGCAGCGAUUGUCGGGGAUGACCGCUUCUGGGCAGGAGGGAGUCUUCCAGAGUCUAAAUCUCAACCCGAAAAUAUCUUCCUCUUACCUGGAAAGCACUUCCUAGGAAAACAGAGUUUUCAGGUAGUUUUGCUUCAGGACCAGUGGGCCUCGCUCCUUGUAUAGUAUUAAAAAAAAAAAAAAAAAGAAAAGAAAAGAAAAAAAGAAACUAACUCAUGAAGUGUUUUACCAACUUGCCUAAAGAAGAGAUGGGAAUGCACGGGGAAGUCUCAGAGCCAAGCGGAGCUCAAAUAUAGGCAUACAUCUCAGCAACACCUCUGAGAAAAGCAUCUCCUUUAAAUACAUGUUUGUACCACUUCAACAUCAGAAAAAGUUUUUCCGAAACAGUUUUUUUUUUUUUCCACUGCCCAAUAGCUAGAAAUUUCUUAGGAAUGAGUGUCUUCCCUAAAACAACAAACCGUCUUCUUUUAGCUCUGUGCCCUCAGAGAAAAUAAGACAGCCUCAAAGAUUUGAGUUUCCAAAGCCUCAGCACUUGCAGACAGUAAGCGGAAUAGCAGGAGACUUCACCCACGGUCACAAUCUGGUGGUGCUGUGGGAAAUCUGUUUUUGGAAGCUAAAAUCAAUGGGAAAUCCUUGAGCUGGGAGACUCUGAGGUUUAGCAGCUUAGAUAGCAGAGCUGGUAAUAUGCUGACCAAGAGAGCUGAAGAAAGCCCUACGUCAGGGAGCGCUUCUACUGAGGCUACGUUAGGAACACUUUUACCGCUGGUUAGCUUAGAACUUCUCUGUCCAAUUUCAACAGAAAUUUCAAGAAUCCUCAGAUUCCUUCUCAGAGGUGCAGGGAGCAUCUUCCAUGCUAGAGUCAGAAAGUGAGGGGCGCCUGGGUGGCUCAGAUGGUUAAGCACCUGCC
Messenger RNA from Mustela erminea (ermine), 2674 nucleotides. RefSeq names its product coiled-coil domain containing 91 (gene CCDC91). Bases 127 to 1404 code for a protein of 425 amino acids. Lineage: Eukaryota; Metazoa; Chordata; Mammalia; Carnivora; Mustelidae. The record is from RefSeq and is a predicted model, not a curated record. Gene Ontology annotation, biological process: Golgi to lysosome transport. Gene Ontology annotation, cellular component: trans-Golgi network. The transcript is spliced from 13 exons.